CUGGGUUACUAACAAGUUCCACGCAGUUCGACGGAGGGGACACACGCUUGUUAUCGGUCCACCAUUAGUUGCUUUAUAAUUUACCUUCUAUCAAGGAGUGAAUGCGGAACGUGCCAGAGCUUGAGUGGCAAUUGUUGCAAUCAUCUCAUUGAGCAAAAACAAACCAAUUGGUAAAAUGCAGCCGCUAUGGCUGUCCGUGGUGUGCUGCGUUUCCAUUUUAGUGAUCCACUGUUAUGCAGCCGCAGUGCCAACUCAAGAUACGUUUGUAGUCGCUAAAGCUGAAGACUCAGAAACAGCAGACGUGACCACAGAGGAGCCAAAUGCACCAAUCAAGCUGACAAAAAUGCAGGUGAACUCCGAGGUGUCGUUGCGUUACGCGCACACCGCCAUCGUCACCCACGUCCGGAACCCCUCGCGAAGUUCUCAACAAGCUACGUUUCACGUACUGUUGCCGGAAACUGCAUUUAUAAGUGGUUUCGUUAUGACAUUAAACGGAAAAUCGUAUAAAGCCUAUGUAAAAGAGAAAGAAGAAGCUAAGAAAAUCUACAGUGAAGCUGUUUCUCAAGGAAUUGGUGCUGCUCAUAUAUCAGCUAAGGCCCGCGAUUCAAACCACUUCACAGUGUCGGUGAACGUGGAACCCAACACCGAGGCAGUGUUUAACCUGACUUACGAAGAGUUGCUGGUGCGGCGCAACGGAGUGUACAACCACGCCAUCAACCUACAUCCUGGCACGCUCGUGCCCAAGAUGGAGGUGACCGUGCACAUCAAGGAAUCCCAGAAGAUCUCACUACUGAGGGUGCCAGAAGUUAGGACCGGAAAUGAAAUUGACGCUACCGAGAAUGACGCUCAUAACUCGAAGGUUAUUAUACAAAAGAGCGACGAUGAAAAAGAGGCGACCAUAACUUUUACUCCUGAUCUUGAAGAACAAAAACGACUAAUGUCCGUUUAUGCGGAUAAGAUUAAAGAGUCAGCAACAUCAUCGCACAAUUGGUAUUCGAGACAAAAUGAUGACGAGAAAACGACUGGUGUCCUUGGACAGUUCGUAGUUCAGUACGAUGUGAUACGUCCUGAAAAGGGAGAGAUUUUGGUGAACGAUGGUUACUUCGUACAUUUCUUCGCACCGCAAGAGCUGACGCCACUGAGUAAACUCGUGGUGUUCGUGUUAGACACGUCUGGCUCCAUGAGCGGCCGUAAGAUAAAGCAGCUUCGUUCUGCCAUGCAUGCCAUUCUUGCCGAUCUGCGUACCACUGACUACUUCAGCAUCGUCGAGUUUAACAGCAAUGUCAAGGUGCACAAACUUUCGGAGGCCCUCGAGGAGCCGACGCGACCGCAUUACGAGUGGAGCGCCGUGGAGCAGCCCGUGACGCUGGUGCCGCCCGCGCUCGCUACGGCCGACAACGUUGCUAAGGCGCAAGUCAUUAUAUCCAGGCUUUCUGCUGGUGGCGGAACCAACAUACACAAAGCGCUCGACGUAGCUGUAGAUGUCAUUAAUAAAGCAUAUAAACCAAGUCAAACCGACCCCAGUACUGCGGUCAAUACGACAACUACAGACACUGAAGAAAGAAUUAAUGGUGAGUUGCAACCGAUUAUUAUCUUCUUAACUGACGGUGAUGCGACCAUGGGAGAGACCAACCCUAAACAUAUUCUGUCUUUUAUCACCGAGAAAAAUGCUGGCGAGAAGAAGGCUGCAAUUUAUUCCCUCGCUUUUGGCCAGGACGCGGAUCGCGACCUUCUUCGAAAGCUGUCGCUUCGAAACGAAGGCUUCAUGCGCCAGAUCUACGAGGCUGCUGACGCGGCACUGCAGCUGCGACACUUCUACCAACAAGUCUCGUCGCCGUUGCUGGCGCACGUAAACUUUGUGUACCCGUCCAACCAGGUUAAGGCAGUGACGCGACACGCGUUCGAUGCUAUGUUUGCGGGUGCAGAGACUGUAGUGGCGGGCAAGUUGGAGCCGGGCGUGCAGGAGCUGGAGCUACGCGUGACUGGAUUUUGUGCGGACGAUGACCACUACGGCAGGAAACGUUACGAGGUGAAGAAUAAGGUGAAGGUGAGUGAGAAGAAGGAGGAAUACCUUCCACUGGAGAGGCUAUGGGCGUACCUCAGCAUCAAGCAGCUGUUGGAUGAGAGAGACGCACAGGAGCAAGUCACCAUUAAAGACGAGAACAGCCCCGAAAAGCGUGCCUUGGCCAUUGCACUCAAGUACGAGUUUGUGACGCCGUUAACCUCACUUGUGGUGGUGAAACCUAAUGCUACCAAUGCCGUGGAUACGGAGUCCGCUGACAAACCCGCAUAUGCAUUGCCGCAACGACCCUUCCUUCAACCAAUCUUCGGCGCAGUUCCGCUCAGUUCAUCGUUUGCGUCUUCAUCUUUAGGCUUAAGUUCUGGUUAUUCAAGUCGUUUAGCUAACAGAGGCUUCGUGAGAUAUGUUAUUCCACAAUCUGCAUCUCAUGGCAUUGAUCUACCAGAUGGUUUUAUGGUCAGGAGAAGAGAUGAUUUUAUACCUAUGAAAAAUAGUUUCGACAUGUUUAACCCUCCAACUGCUGUGGCUCCAUUGUCUACCACUGCCCUCCCUGCCUCUACGACUGAAUCUCUGGAAGAGGCCUAUCACUUACAAGGCUACAGUUGGGCAUUGAACUUGAUUGACAGCAAUACAAAUUCACUCGAGUUUGUUUCAAAUGGAAAGAACGUUACGCUUGAACUUUCAAAGUCUAACGCCGUACCUAAGGCGAGCGACGGUGACAGCGAGUGCGCGCACAGCGCGGGCGUGGGAACCCCCGGGGAGGCCGGCGUGUGUGUGUAUCUCACGCGCUGCGCCGCCGCCAGAGACAUCAGCGUCGACGAGUUCCGCAACAAGUACUGCGUCGUCGAGAACAAAUACGCUGGAGUCUGCUGUCCGAGGAACAAAGUCGAUAUGACAACACCUUGACCUAAAAUAGCAUAACUUGAUAAAAAUGUUAUAUAUUAAACGAAUGUCAAAUGUUAAGUGCCAUUUUUAAGAUAACUAUUGUUAAAAGGUGCAUUUAGAAACGAGUUUUAUAUAAAAACAUAACAUAUAAGAUUAAAUAAAGUAACGUUACUA
Messenger RNA from Nymphalis io (European peacock), 3079 nucleotides. Its product is annotated as inter-alpha-trypsin inhibitor heavy chain H4-like. The coding region runs from base 176 to 2926 and encodes 916 amino acids. NCBI's taxonomy places the organism in Eukaryota, Metazoa, Arthropoda, Insecta, Lepidoptera, Nymphalidae. The transcript has 23 exons. The record is from RefSeq and is a predicted model, not a curated record.